Messenger RNA from Scleropages formosus (Asian bonytongue), 3309 nucleotides. RefSeq names its product cadherin-related family member 1a (gene cdhr1a). The record is from RefSeq and is a predicted model, not a curated record. The transcript is spliced from 17 exons. Gene Ontology annotation, cellular component: adherens junction; plasma membrane; catenin complex. Gene Ontology annotation, molecular function: beta-catenin binding; cadherin binding; calcium ion binding. Gene Ontology annotation, biological process: multicellular organism development; cell-cell adhesion mediated by cadherin; cell-cell junction assembly. Bases 97 to 2688 code for a protein of 863 amino acids. Lineage: Eukaryota; Metazoa; Chordata; Actinopteri; Osteoglossiformes; Osteoglossidae.
CCGUGAGCCGCGGACACCUUGAGAAGGACACUCGGCUCUCCCGCUGCCCUCCGGCAGCCUCCUGCAUGAGCCAGCCCGCGACGCCCUUCUUCUACCAUGAAGAAUGCGAAGGAAGUGCGGAUUUCCCUCUUUCUCACCCUGGUCCACGUCUGCUACGCGCAAGCCGACUACGCCCCUCACUUCUUCGACAACGGGCCGAGCAGCGGUAACGGAAACAUGGCUCUUUUCAGCCUGUCCGAAGACACGCCAGCAGGAACACAGAUAUAUGUCCUCAAUGGAACUGACCCUGAGAACGACCCCGUGAGGUUUGGGAUGGCCUUCGAAAAAGGCUCCAAGGAGUUCUUUAAAGUGGAGCCCAAAUCUGGAAACGUGACCCUCGUUGAAGAACUUGACAGAGAAAAACAAGACGAAAUUGAAGUUCUCGUCAGCAUUACUGACGGCCGCAAUAAGGUCGAGGAAAAAGUGCGGGUGUUCGUGACAGACGCCAACGACGAGCGGCCCGAGUUUCAGAACCUGCCCUUCGUCGUGGACGUCCCGGAGGACGCGGAACCGGGGAGCAGCAUCUACAGGGUGUCGGCGGUGGACAGGGACAUCGGAUCGGGGGGCAGCGUCACCUACUACCUCCAGGUUAACCCCAUGAACAAGUUUGCCAUAGAUGGACACAGCGGGGUCCUUCGAAUCAAAGCCGGCGAAGCCCUGGAUUACGAGACGACCCGGACCUUCUUCGUCACGGUGGCUGCCAAAGAUGGGGGUGGAAAAUACAAUGGGAGGUACCAGGUGAUGACAUCUUCAGCCACAGUGACGAUCAAUGUGAUGGACACACAGGACACACCCCCCACCUUCAUUGGCACGCCUUACUUUGGAUACGUGUACGAGGUGUCAGUGCCGGGUUCUGAAAUUUUUACUGUUUAUGCGAAAGAUGGAGAUCAAACGAACCCUAAUCCCAUUUACUAUUCGAUUGUCAGUGGAAAUGAUGAUGUUUUCAGCAUAAACAGCACGAGCGGAUGUGUUACUCUUCUUACUUACCCUGUCAAUCUUAAGAAAGAACUGUUUGAACUCAGAAUAAAGGCGUCGGAGCUGGGCGAGGGCGGGGAGCUGAUGGACUCCGCCGUCACCACGCUCGCUAUCCGAGUAGAGGACCUCAACAACCACCCACCCACCUUCUACGGGGAGAACGGCCCGCAGAGCAAGUUCGAGCUCACCAUGUAUGAGCACCCCACCGAAGGUGAAAUCCUCAGAGGCUUGAAGAUAACCGUCAAUGACUCAGAUCAGGGGGCGAAUGCCAAAUUUAACCUGAGGCUGGUGGGUCCGAGCCGUGUUCUGCGCGUGGUGCCGCAGACCGUGCUCAACGAAGCGCAGGUCACGGUCAUCGUGGAGAACUCCGCUGCCAUCGACUACGAAAAGCACCAGUUUUUAACAUUUAAGCUCCUUGCAGUCGAGAUCGACACGCUCGAGCGGUUCAGCGCCACCGCCGACAUCAUCAUUCACCUCCUGGACACCAACGACAACACUCCCAAGUUCUCGUCGGACUUCUACAUCGCCAGGAUCCCAGAGAACUCCCCCGGAGGAUCCAACGUUGUGGCUGUAACUGCAACUGAUCCAGAUUCCGGCCUUUGGGGGGAGGUGAAGUACUCUAUCCAUGGGUCAGGAGCUGAUUUGUUCAUCAUUCACUCCACGUCAGGCAUCAUUUACACGCAGCCUUGGGCGACCCUCGAUGCCGAGCUCAGGUCUAAAUAUAACUUCUACGUGAAGGCAGAGGAUAUAGAGGGAAAGUACAGCCUGGCUGAGGUCUUCGUCACGGUCCUGGACCUGAACGACCACCCGCCGGAGUUCCAUGAGAAUUUUGUGGAGAAGACCAUGGUCAUUGGAGCCCCUGUGAAGAUAGAGGCAAUAGACGAGGACGCGGAGGAGCCCAAUAACGUCAUCGAGUACUCCAUUAUGAAAGCAGACCCGGACAAUAUCUUCGAUAUCAACGGGGAUACGGGUGAGAUCAAGCUGAAGCCCUACAUCAAGUCCAUGGACAUCGUGCAGAACAUCACCAAGCAGAAGGAGUGCACAUGGUCGCUGGUGGUCCAGGCCCGGGACAGGGGAUCGCCGUCCUUCAGCACCACCACGGUGGUCAAGAUUGACAUCACGGAAGCGACUCAACUCAAGGGGCCCAUGGCUGCCUUUUUAAUGCAAAGUAGGGACAAUCCGUUGAAAGCCCUAGGUGUGGUAGCGGGUAUCAUUGGUACUAUGGUAGUUGUCACGGUCUUGAUCUCUACGGCUAUGUUCAUGCGCAACACAAAGUCUAACAGGAUCGUGCCGGCCCGACGCGUCAUCAGGAGGAGGCCCAAAGAUCGCCGACCAUGGACUUUCAACAUGCCCUUCAAGCGCUGGGGAAAUCCAUCGGAUAAGUUCCUCAUCGAAGAUCCGUCGGGCAACGGCGAUAACAUGAACGAGAACAAUAACGUGCGUCGGCCCCCGCCGCCACCCCCCUGUGCCCCCUCCGCACUACUGCCGCCCCCGACUAAGCCCAAGCCUGGUGAGUGGCAGCGAGAAGUGCCCACCAUCUCUGGGGCGGUGGCUUCCAAGACGGCCAAAAAAUCGUGUAGGAAAAAGGAGAGCGAAGUCAGUUCGGCGCUGGUCUCCGAGCUCAAAAUGAGGCUGGAGCAAAAAAUGAUGGAGAGCAACCAGGGGUACUACUAGACCCCUUUAUCGACGCUAGACCGGUGGGCAGAUGGGUGGAUGACUGGAUCCGCACGCAUCUCUGGAUAUCCGUGUUUUCUGGAAUAAAACAACGUUAUUCCUGCAGGUAAUGCUGUGGCUCAAUGAGAAAUGUUAGCCUAAACGAGUAGUCGAGGUCCCAUCUGGCAGGACUGUUUCUGCACCCACCGUCCAAACCUCUUAGGAGAGUGUCGGUUAAGCUUUCCAAAGGCUGCUCAGUUCAAGAGAUUCUUGAGGUAGCUAACCCCAUCUGAACCCAAGAUCAACACUGUCCGCCGGUACAAGGUGUGAAUGUUGUGCACUUGUAAUGUCAGAGCAAUGUCGGGUAGCAUCACUUUGAGCGUCACUCGCCGAGUGAUAACACGGCACACGGCUUAGCUAUCGCUAGACUCUCUCCAUCGGAGGCCACAAUGAAUUCGUGACGAAAUGUAGUUUCACUUCUUCUCAAGCCACGGAUAGAGCAUUUGGUACAUUCCUUCCUUCAGAAUUACACUGUUCCCAAGAGAAAAACCUCACGAUUUGACGCGAGAGUCUUGACAACCAGUCCACACACCGCACUGCCCUCUUCUGGAAACCACCGAGAGUCAAAAGAAAAACGAGCAU